Messenger RNA from Equus quagga, 5016 nucleotides. RefSeq names its product WASP family member 3 (gene WASF3). NCBI's taxonomy places the organism in Eukaryota, Metazoa, Chordata, Mammalia, Perissodactyla, Equidae. Bases 369 to 1877 code for a protein of 502 amino acids. The transcript is spliced from 11 exons. Gene Ontology annotation, cellular component: SCAR complex; cytoskeleton. Gene Ontology annotation, biological process: positive regulation of Arp2/3 complex-mediated actin nucleation; actin cytoskeleton organization. Gene Ontology annotation, molecular function: actin binding; Arp2/3 complex binding; protein kinase A regulatory subunit binding. The record is from RefSeq and is a predicted model, not a curated record.
CGGGGCGGGGGCGCCGGGCGGCCGCGGCGCGGCGGGACCAUGGAGCUCGGAGCGCUGCCCCGGCGCCGGCGGCGGGCCCGCGGACCGUUUUAAUUUUGAUUGCUGUUACUACUGAUGCUGAGCCAAAGUGGUGAUGCUGCCCGAGGGGAAUUUCUGCAACCCAUGAGUCAACAGUUCCACGGUUACAACUAUUCUUGGAAAAAUUACCUUGGAGAGAGAACUGAAAACUGGAUAAAAAGAACUCCACAAGGGACAGUCCUGACUGAGGCAAAAGAGGCAGGAAUUCCUUCUGGAGAGAAAAAACCCACCUUCAUGAGCAGUGGAGCUUCACAGCCGGCCAGCGGGGAGGCACCCUAAGCUCGUGAGCCAUGCCGCUAGUGAAGAGGAACAUCGAGCCCCGGCACCUGUGCCGAGGAGCGCUGCCCGAGGGGAUCGCCAGUGAGCUGGAGUGCGUCACCAACAGCACCCUUGCUGCCAUCAUACGCCAGCUGAGCAGCCUGAGCAAACAUGCCGAAGACAUAUUUGGUGAGCUGUUUAAUGAGGCUAACAACUUCUACAUCAGAGCAAAUUCUCUUCAAGACAGGAUUGAUCGCCUCGCUGUCAAAGUUACCCAGCUGGACUCAACAGUGGAAGAGGUAUCACUACAGGAUAUCAACAUGAAAAAGGCUUUCAAAAGUUCCACGGUCCAAGACCAGCAGGUGGUUUCAAAGAACAGCAUUCCCAAUCCCGUGGCUGACAUUUACAACCAGAGUGAUAAGCCGCCUCCUCUGAACAUCCUCACUCCCUACAGAGAUGAUAAAAAGGAUGGGCUGAAGUUCUAUACUGAUCCUUCCUAUUUCUUUGACCUCUGGAAAGAAAAAAUGCUACAGGACACAGAAGACAAAAGGAAAGAGAAAAGGCGUCAAAAGGAGCAAAAGCGUAUAGAUGGCACAACCCGUGAGGUGAAAAAGGUUAGAAAAGCCAGAAACAGGCGCCAGGAGUGGAAUAUGAUGGCAUAUGACAAAGAGCUUAGACCCGACAACAGGUUGUCUCAGAGUGUGUACCACGGAGCGUCUUCCGAGGGAUCCCUGUCCCCAGACACUAGGUCCCACGCAUCGGAUAUUACAGAUUACUCUUAUCCGGCCACUCCCAACCAUUCUCUGCACCCGCAGCCUGUGACGCCUUCUUACGCUGCUGGCGAUGCGCCACCGCACGGGCCCGCAAGCCAGGCCCCCGAGCAUGAGUACCGACCGCCCUCUGCCUCGGCGAGGCACAUGGCCCUGAACAGACCUCAGCAGCCGCCACCGCCGCCCCCGCCACAGGCCACAGAGGGGUCGCAGGCCUCUGCACCCAUGGCUCCAGCAGACUACGGGAUGCUCCCGGCGCAGAUAAUUGAGUAUUACAGCCCCUCGGGACCGCCGCCCCCACCGCCGCCUCCCGUGAUUCCCUCAGCACAGACUGCGUUCGUCAGUCCUCUCCAGAUUCCCAUGCAGCCCUCCUUCCCGGCGUCGGCUGGCUCCUCCUACACGGCUCCUCCCCACCCUCCCUCCUCGGGGCUCCUGGUCACAGCCCCGCCUCCUCCGGGCCCCCCACCGCCCCCACCAGGCCCCCCUGGCGCAGGCUCUUCUCUCUCUUCCUCCCCCAUGCAUGGCCCCCCAGUAGCUGAGGCAAAGCGACAGGACACUGCACAACCACCGAUAAGUGACGCCCGGAGUGAUCUGCUUGCUGCUAUUCGAAUGGGAAUUCAGCUGAAGAAGGUGCAGGAGCAGCGAGAGCAGGAGGCCCGGCGGGAGCCGGUCGGGGACGACGUGGCCACCAUCCUGUCCCGGCGCAUUGCCGUGGAGUACAGCGACUCCGACGACGACUCGGAGUUCGAUGAGAACGACUGGUCCGACUGAGGCUGUGCGCAGGGGACGGCUCGGUGACGAGGCCGGUGGCCCACCAGGAGACCGUGUGUUGGAAGUGUAUCGAAGAUCUUAAGUGGUCUCAGCACUCACAUAGUGAUAUUAUAAUCCUGUAGCUUAGCAACUUUUGUAUUAAUAAUGUGAUAUUGCUUUUGCACAUCCAAAACUUCUGGGUUUUUUCAGUAUUUACUGUGUAAUACUUAAGUGCCACUAAACAUAGCAACUCGUGCUGCACAUGAGGAAAUGCGCUGUAACUACUGCGUUGUCCUGAAACAGCAUUCUGCUUCCUUUUUCUUGGCCAUGAAAGUGUUCAGUGCAGUUUGGGUUUACUCUCACUGAUCAUUAUAAUCUUGCAGACUUGCCCUGUGUUUGUGAAGCUGCCUGGUGUUAGGUCUUUGCAAGAUUAACGACUGUGUGUCAGAGUGAUGUCUUCCAAUCAGUGAGUGAUACUGUUUCAACUUUUGUUUUUUUAACGUGUUUCAGAAGAAGUUGGUUCUAGAGGGAGAGGUUUAACAAGUAAGGAGAAUCAAAUGUUUCUGCUUUCAGUGUUUUGCUUGGUAUCCUCUGUGUGAAUUUGGAUGUUCUGUUGAAGAAUUUCAUUUUCUUUUCACGCUCUCAUGAAGUGUGAAAUUGGAAGGGUCAUUUUCAGGCAGGAUUCCCUGUGGGCGUUCACUUAGUCCCUGCUUCUUGAUGAUGUUUGUAAGAGGUUUCAGCAGCUCAAUCAGAAUGAAAAUGAAGAACAGGGUUCUUUUUCCUCCAGAGGCCACUGGGGAUGACACUCAAACAUUUGACACCGCUUCGGCUUGGGGGCCCGCCAGCACAGACACGAGUGGUCAGGGGCUAAGGGCCGAGGUGGGCAGAGCUGCUGGGUGUCAGCCCGGGGAGCACAGGAGACCUGCCCAUGUUAUUUCCCGGGAGCCCUGUCCCGGGUGCGGCCAGCUGGAGUUUUAGCUCCUCAGCGUGCUGCAGAGAGCGCUUCACGCGGUACCUCACUCCACUUGUGCUGAAUUUUAAAAGCUUAGACUUAGGUGAAAGUAGGUAUUGACAGCUAUUCGCAUUUCCUGGUGCUGUGGCCAGAUUAGGGAUCGACCACCGAGUAGGGCCUUCGCUCUCUCCUAGAAGCACACGUUCUCUGUCCUCACUAAUGUUGUCGUUGGCACAUUACGUUUUCAGAAGUACCUCAGAUUGGAGUAGACCUGUAGCCGUGGCAAGUCCGUCUCCUCUCACCGUUGCCCUUCCUGUCACUCUUCCCCAUGGGAAUAUGAGAGUCCCACGGGGUUUGCUUUCCUGGCGACUGCGAACCAUUGGGAAACCCGUGAAUGAGAGCUUAUAUUUUGUAAUUCCAGAUGAAGGAUAACUGCUUGUUUAGAGUAGAUAAAUGCCCCAGGCUUUCACUGUAGAUAUGAUUUCACAAAUACACUAAGACACUUUACUAACUAAGGGAUUCUUACCUGUGUACAGCAUUUCAAAUGCGUUGCAGUUAUUAGUGACUCUGUCGUAGCGAAGGCAUCUUUAGCUAAAGACAGUUGUUUGUAUUGAUGGAGGAAUGUAAACAGGAUGUGACUCAUGGGUUUUUGUUACUGAGUUCUCCUGAGGAAAUCAGGCUGCCCCCCAAAUCUUGUCUGCAUGUCACUGAGUGCACACUUGGGGGUUUGUGGGUGGUCAUCACAUGAAGCCUGUCCGCUGGAUUUUAGUCACAUGGAUUUUGAAACUCUAAAAUGCCUAAUGUCUGCGUCCGCUUUCCAAGCCCAUGUUUCCACCAGGGCAGCUGAGUCUCCUCUGCCAGACGAGCAUCUUGGGCACAGCCUCUUGAGUUUCUGUUUCUUGGAGCUAGUCACCAAGUGGCUGUCACCAUAAUUUUAUUGAAUAUAAGUAAUAGUCAUUAAUGAACUUUUAAGUUUCUCUCUCUAAUUUCUCUCCUUUUUCCCCCUCCAUGUAGAGGCCUACUGUGUUGGCAUUAUUCUUGGGACUUUUACCAUUAUAGUCUUACUUUGUGUUUAUUACAAUGUUUUGUCUUUAUUGUUAUGUUGAAUUAGGAGCUCCCUGUAUAAUUCUAGAACUUGUAUUCGGUAAUGCUUCUUUGUUUUCUAUGUUCCUUCUCUUCUCAGGAUGGAGAGAAUGCAUAAAGCUACCACCCAUGUCAGGAUUUCUUCUGUUUAUAUCUAUUACAGUAAUAUUAGUGGCACUUUAUUCAUAAAUAUUCAUAAGCCUCUUAAUUAUUAGUUGUCUUCCUGUAGCUUAAUCAACCAGUUAUUUUCAGCUUGAUUUUCUGACUGUGAAAAAGCUGUUGCCCUGAUGUGUUAUAUAGCCUUUAAAAGAAUGGAAAAGGACUAAAAUCCAGUUUAGAUUAUUUUUGCAGUAUUUUUCUCAGCAAAUUUGAUUUAUUCUAAAAUUUAAGUCCAGGCUUUGUCUAAUAUGGUAUUACAUGAAAAGGAGAAAGUGAAGAUUUUGAAUUUUCGGUUUUCAUUUUCAAAAAGGAUUUACGAAAAAAAUGGAAAAAAACAUUUAAAAGUAUAUUUCAUAUCUAUGAAUUUUACAUUUUAAAGUAGUUAUAUAUGGUAAGGUUAUUUUAAAUUGUCCCCAGUUUUUUCUCCAUAUAUAUUUGAGUUUAAUUUCCUGUAAGCUUUUUUCUCAUGUCGUAGAUUUAGGCAGGGGGGUGAGAAAAUCACUCAGUACCACACAUUAGCUACACAGACUCGAUGUGGUUGAGCAAAGGCACAUGAUUUUCUGUUGUUCACCCCAAACCAUAAGAUUUGGUGCACUUAUGUUUCUCUUUAGUAAGUAUACUGUUAGAGAAUUAACAUUUUCAGUUCAGUAAAUUUUAGAAUAUCAGAAUCUUUUCUGAGCACCAAGUGGCUAGGUUGUAAAAGUUUUGUAAUAAUUUGCAACUGAAAUACAUGAUACAUUUAAUCCAUUAAAGACUAGUGGGAAUGUAUCAGCCAGAGUAGCAAGUAAUUUUCGUUUUAUAAAUCAGAGUAUCUGUCAUCUUGGAGUAUUACCAAUGCUGUUGUAAAUUGAAUUUAAAGUGGUGUUAAAAAAACACUCCUGUUAAACAAUUUUUAUCUGUUUGUAUAUCUUACUAUAGAUUAUGUACAAGUAACAUCUAAAUAAAGUUACACUUUUAACCCUAAAA